Scutellospora calospora is the source of this 176-nucleotide messenger RNA. The record is from the annotation of a GenBank genome assembly. Lineage: Eukaryota; Fungi; Glomeromycota; Glomeromycetes; Diversisporales; Gigasporaceae.
UGUAUUUAGAUAUCAAUACUAUUCAACUUGACAGAUAUCAUAAAAGAGACUUUAAAGUUAAAAAGAAGGUUACGAAGCUUAUGAAAGGUGAUGUAGGUGACAAAAUUGAUGAAAAGGUGACAAAACUAAGCCGACAAUUUAAUAUUUGGGCUCAGAUGUGGAAACAAAUAUAUAUU